AUGGUUAAUAUGAGGAUAUCUUUGCAUAUAUAUGAUUAUGGAUAUUAUAUUCUGUGCAGGUUUGGUGUCAGAUGCAAUUAUGCUAAAGCAACUGCAUGGGAUGACUUCAAACCUGCUACAAUAGAUGUUGUAGCUGAUGUUAAUAAUGAAAGGGUUGUAGUCUUAGGAGGCAGCAGUUUUGUUGGCUCUGCUUUGCUAUAUGCAAGGCUGCAUGCAGUAACAAAGGGCAUAGAGGUCAUAAGUCUAAGCAGGUCGGGUUGUCCUACUUAUCCAAGUUCAUGGGUAGAUCAGGUAAAUUGGAUAGCAGGAGAUGUUUUCUAUGUGAACUGGGAUGAAGUGCUGGUUGGGGCUACUGCAGUGGUUUCAACCCUUCGAGGUUUUGGUAGUGAGGAACAGAUAAAAAGGAUUAAUGGUGAGGCUAAUGUUGUUGCUGUGAAUGUUGCAAGGGAUUAUGGGAUUCCUAAGUUUGUCUUGAUGUCAGUGCAUGAUUACAAUUUACCAUCAUUUUUACUUUCAUCUAGAUACUUCACUGGAAAGAGGAAAGCAGAGUCAAAGGUUCUUUCCAAAUAUACCAAUUUUGGUGUUGUAUCAAGACCGGGCUUCAUUUAUGGGAAAAGGAAGGUGGAUGGCAUCGAGAUUCCUUUGGAUUUGAUCGAGGAACAACUGGAGAUGAUUCUACGUGCUGUCGAAAACUUAACUAAACUUUUGAGUUCUCUUCCAGCAUCUGAUUUGCUCUUGGCUCCACCUAUUAGCAUUGAUGAUGUUGCACCUACAGUUAUCAAUGCAAUAUCAGAUGAUGACUUCUUUGGCAUUUUUACAAUUGAACAAAUCAAGGAAGUUGCAGAAAAAGUGAAGGGAUUACAGAGGAAUCCUGUAAUUGCUUUUAUUCUUUUUCAAGCUAAACGACAAACAGGGAUGUGUAACAGAUUCAACAUAACAACCACUCCAUUUCCGGCUAAAAUGGCAUCAUUUCCUGGCUUCUAA
This is a messenger RNA of Juglans regia (Persian walnut), 984 nucleotides long. RefSeq lists its product as uncharacterized. The record is from RefSeq and is a predicted model, not a curated record. The transcript has 8 exons. Gene Ontology annotation, cellular component: mitochondrion. Gene Ontology annotation, molecular function: protein-containing complex binding. Bases 1 to 984 code for a protein of 327 amino acids. Lineage: Eukaryota; Viridiplantae; Streptophyta; Magnoliopsida; Fagales; Juglandaceae.